GUCAACAUUAAGAUGAAAAAAGUAUUUGACGAGCCGCGUUGAACAACGGCCCCAAUUUCUCGACAUCGGUUGAUACUCUACUCUUCUUGUUUCUUACACAUUUCCAAGCACCAGAACUCCUUUUAGACAGACUACCCUACGAGCGCCAGCUUCACUACACUCGCUUCAAAGUCUGAGGAAACAGGAACAUUCGCAGGCAAAUCACUUAGUCGCAGAAAUUGUCAUCCAAGAUGCCGUCCUCCGCUACACUCACAACCCUCUCCCUCCUGGCACUCUCACCCCUGGCAGCCCUCGCAAGGACAGACCUCUCAGGCUGCACGACCUUCACCAGCACGGUGACCAUCAACCCCACGGCACACGAGUACGGCAACAUCUACGAGUCGCUCGUGUACUACGACCCGGAUACGCUCGAGAUCUGUACGGUGCCGGACUGCGGCGGCGGCCGCGCGGCGCCCAAGACGGGCGUCCCCGGGUGCCCGCUAUACUCGGGAACCGCGACGCCGACGCCGAGCUUCCUCUCGGCCGACCCGCUGGCGCCGGCGACGACGUCCGGCGCCGCUGCUGAGACGAAUAGUGCCGGCCGCUCGUCAGGUGACAGCUCGGUCUCCACGACGACGACGGCGGUCGUCACAGCUGCGGAAACUGAGCCGUCCUGGUUUGCUUCCAUGACUUCGGCGGGUGCGCUGGCGACUGGGAGCUCGACUACUACGGAAGAAAGUUCUGCGGAAGCGACAAGUACUCCUAGCAGCUCCGUUAAUUCUUCUUCUGGAGCUGCGUUGAGGGUAACAACCGGCGGACUCUUGUUUGGGUUGGCUAUUUCCUUACUUGGGUGACAACUGACCGGACUCCCGAAGGGAAAGUGAUUGCUGGGAUGUAAUGGCGGCGGUAAUAGCAUAUAAAUUUCGAACGAGCAGGUAAAUAAAUUUUCAUUGGAUCAACGUGGAAUGAACCACCAUGCAUGGGUCAGUCUGUAUUUCAGAGCUCAUCGGAGCCGGUUGCCCCUUUGAAAUGGUGUCUAUCACGUCUUCACAGUGGAUGAUUCGGUAGAUAUCAGAGAGACUCCCUGACCUCGGGAGCCCUCGGAUCAGCAGACAGAACGAG
Molecule: messenger RNA, 1101 nt
Organism: Diaporthe batatas
Lineage: Eukaryota; Fungi; Ascomycota; Sordariomycetes; Diaporthales; Diaporthaceae
Exons: 1
Coding region: 231-833 (200 amino acids)
Source: RefSeq, a predicted model, not a curated record